CGUCCAGGCGAAGGUCGUUUGGGUAGAUCAAUACGUGUCCGUUCAAAUUUCUUUGAAGUAUUAUCAAUCCCUGAACAAAAUAUUAUUCACUAUGAUAUCACCAUCACUCCCGACGUACCACCUGCUUUAAAUCGAAGGAUUUUUGAUGUAUUUGAAAGAGAGAAUUUGAUUUCUGCUCUUAACAGCAUUCGACGUAAAAACGUUUUUGCUCCUCGAUUUUUACCAUUUGGUGACGCGGCUACAUUUGAAAUAACAUUACCAGAAGAUGACGGUACCACAUCCACUAGACGAGCUCCCAGAGCUUUCAGGAUCAAGAUGAAGAAAGCCGGUGAAAUCGUUAUGAGUGAACUACAUCAAUUCCUCGACGGUCAAGGCAUACUCACUCCAAACUGUUUGGGUGCAAUCAUGGUUCUCGACGUGCUUAUCCGACAUCUUCCAUCGAUGAAAAAUAUUACCGUUGGUCGUUCGUUUUUUACAAAGCAAGGGGCUACUGCUCUGUCCGGAGGUGUCGAAGUUUGGCAAGGCUAUUAUCAAUCUGCUCGCCCCGCGAAAGGGAAAAUGUUGAUUAACGUUGAUUUGAGCGCGACCGCCUUCUAUGAAGCAGGUUCCUUGGUAACAAUGGUUGUCAAGAUAUUAGGACGCCGUUCCGUUGACGACCUCCACAGAGGAAUAUCAGAUAAAGAUCGCCUUAAAUUAGAAAAAGCUUUAAAGAAUUUAAAGAUUAGAGUCAUUCAUCGAGGCGAAGAGAAAUCUAAACGUCGUUUUAAGAUCAAUAAGAUCACUCUCACACCCUCGAAUCAGACCAGAUUCGAUAUGGGCGAUGGUCAAACUGUGGAUGUCGCAACUUACUUUUUUAAAACUUACAACCAUAGAUUGACUUAUCCUCAUCUUCCAUGCAUUGUUGUGAAAAAAGACGUUUUUCUCCCUGUGGAAGUUUGUGAAGUCAUUGAAGGGCAACGUUAUAUUCGCAAACUCAAUGAAAAACAGACUGCCGAUAUGAUUAGAUUUACUUGUUCACCACCUCAUAUGCGCGCUAAUAGAAUUAAACAAGGUGUCGAUAUUCUAAACUAUCGCGGUAACGAAUAUCUCCAACAAUUUGGCGUAACCGUUUCCAAUGAUAUGAUUGUGGCACCUGCACGUGUCAUCCCUACACCCACGCUUCAAUAUCAUCCUUCUUCUCGUGAAGCGUCAGUUGUUCCACGUGAAGGUUCUUGGAAUUUAAAAGACAAGAAAGUUGCUCAAGGUGCUACGCUUGGUUCUUGGUCGGUAAUCACCUUCGGAUCUGAUCACGAAUUCCCUAUUCAAUCGGUUCAAGCAUUUUUACGUGAACUAAUACUCACAUGUCAAGAUAAUGGAAUGGUGUGUGACGUUGAAUCCGCUCUUAAAACGGCAUGGCUCCGUGCUGGUAACGCGGCUAAGGCACAACCACAGCUUAUUGUAUGUAUUCUUCCAAAUACCGGAGUCCCUCUGUAUGCAGAGAUAAAGCGCGUUACCGAUACCGUCAUUGGAAUUGCCAGUCAAUGUAUACAAAGUCGACAUAUGUUACAGGCUAAGAAGCAGUAUUGCGCGAAUGUUUGUCUCAAAAUUAAUGUAAAGCUCGGUGGAAUGAACGUUUUUAUCAGCCCUACACAAAUUCCUUUUAUUACCGACAAACCAACAAUUCUUAUGGGCGCUGAUAUCUCUCAUCCUUCUCCCGGUGAAUCUGCCCGUCCGUCUAUUGCUGCUAUUUGCGCAUCCUUGGACGCUAAAGCUUCUCGUUACUCUGCAGCAAUUCGUGUUCAGACGGGACGCACUGAAAUAAUAGCCGAUUUAGCAAAUAUGGUUAAAGACCUGUUAAGAAACUUUUAUCAGACAUGUGGUAGAAAACCGGAAAGAAUUCUCUUUUAUCGAGAUGGUGUUUCUGAAGGACAAUUCGCUCAGGUUCUCGACGGAGAGAUCAAUGCAGUCAGAGCUGCAUGUGCCUCACUUAAUGAAUCAUAUAAACCAACUAUUACUUUCGUUAUUGUCCAAAAGCGUCAUCAUACUCGUCUCUUUCCCAUGGACAAAAAAGACGCAGAUAGAACUGGCAAUUGCCUUCCUGGCACAGUGGUUGAAUCAGUGAUCACACAUCCAUUCGAAUUCGAUUUUUAUUUGCAAAGUCACGCGGGAUUGCAAGGAACUUCACGUCCAACACACUAUCACGUCUUGUAUGAUGAAAAUAGAUUCACCACUGACGGUCUUCAGGCGUUAUCUUAUAACUUGUGCUACAUCUACGCACGUUGCACUAAAGCCGUAUCUUUAGUUCCACCAGUCUAUUAUGCGCAUAUUGUUUGCAGACGCGCAAGAUUCCAUUCCCGUGGAGAGCUAUGGAGCGAUACUGAAUCUGUGGAAGAAACUCCAGGACAAGUAUCUACUUUUGGUGUUGUAAAACCUGAAUUGGUUAGA
Dentiscutata erythropus is the source of this 2424-nucleotide messenger RNA. The record is from the annotation of a GenBank genome assembly. Lineage: Eukaryota; Fungi; Glomeromycota; Glomeromycetes; Diversisporales; Gigasporaceae.